This is a messenger RNA of Colletotrichum karsti, 4752 nucleotides long. RefSeq lists its product as uncharacterized. Gene Ontology annotation, cellular component: myosin complex; cytoplasm; actin cytoskeleton. Gene Ontology annotation, biological process: vesicle transport along actin filament; actin filament organization. The record is from RefSeq and is a predicted model, not a curated record. Gene Ontology annotation, molecular function: ATP binding; actin filament binding; microfilament motor activity. Lineage: Eukaryota; Fungi; Ascomycota; Sordariomycetes; Glomerellales; Glomerellaceae. The transcript has 7 exons. The coding region runs from base 1 to 4752 and encodes 1583 amino acids.
AUGUCUCAGAAUUACGAUGUUGGAACGAGGGCAUGGCAGCCCGAUGCCACCGAGGGCUGGGUCGCGUCCGAGGUCACCAACAAGACCGUCGAUGGCAACAAAGUCAAGCUGGUCUUCAAGCUUGACAGCGGCGAGGAAAAGACGAUAGAGGUCACCACCGAGGCCCUCCAGAAUGGCGACUCCCUCCCCCCUCUGAUGAAUCCGACCAUGCUCGAGGCGAGCGACGACCUGACGAACUUGUCCCAUUUGAACGAACCUGCCGUCCUCCAGGCUAUCCGUCUCCGAUAUGCGCAGAAAGAGAUCUAUACAUACAGCGGUAUCGUCUUGAUUGCCGCGAAUCCCUUUGCCAGAGUAGACUCCCUCUACGUCCCCGGCAUGGUUCAGGUGUAUGCCGGAAAGCAGAGGGCGACACAGGCGCCCCAUUUGUUUGCCAUUGCAGAAGAGGCUUUCAUUGACAUGGUACGGAGCGGCAAGAACCAGACAGUUGUUGUGUCGGGUGAGUCCGGUGCCGGCAAGACGGUUAGCGCAAAGUACAUCAUGCGUUAUUUCGCUACGAGGGAAUCUCCCGACAACCCGGGUACGCGGUCCAAGAAGGGCGCCGAAGCUAUGAGCGAGACGGAAGAGCAGAUCUUGGCCACGAACCCCAUCAUGGAAGCCUUCGGAAACGCAAAAACGACGCGUAACGACAACUCAUCGCGAUUCGGCAAGUACAUCGAAAUCAUGUUCGACGAGAAGACAAACAUCAUUGGCGCCAAGAUCCGCACAUAUCUGCUCGAGCGUUCCAGACUCGUAUUCCAACCUCUUAAGGAGCGCAACUACCACAUUUUCUACCAAUUGGUCGCAGGUGCUUCGGACGCUGAGCGCCAAGAGCUGAAUAUUCUCCCCAUCGAGCAAUAUGAGUACUUGAACCAAGGCAACUGCCCCACGAUUGACGGAGUAGACGACAAGGCUGAGUUCGAAGCCACCAAGAGUUCCCUGAAGACGAUCGGUGUGAGCGAUGCCCAGCAAUCCCAGAUUUUCAAGCUCCUCGCCGGCUUGCUCCACCUAGGAAAUGUGAAGAUUGGGGCGUCUCGCAACGACAGCGUUCUCGCGCCGACGGAACCAUCCUUGGAGCUGGCUUGCUCGAUUCUGGGCGUCAACGGAACCGAAUUUGCCAAAUGGAUUGUCAAGAAGCAGCUGGUGACGAGAGGCGAGAAGAUCACUUCCAACUUGACCCAAGCACAAGCUAUUGUCGUCCGAGACUCUGUGGCCAAGUUUAUCUACUCCAGCCUGUUCGACUGGCUCGUUGAGAUCAUCAACAUGAGCUUGGCGACCGAGGAGGUUCUGAACCGUGUAACCUCCUUCAUCGGUGUGCUCGAUAUCUACGGUUUCGAGCAUUUUGCCAAGAAUUCCUUUGAACAGUUCUGCAUCAACUACGCCAACGAGAAGCUUCAGCAGGAGUUCAACCAGCACGUUUUCAAGCUGGAGCAAGAGGAAUACCUGAGAGAGCAAAUCGACUGGACUUUCAUCGAGUUCUCUGAUAACCAGCCCGCCAUUGACCUGAUUGAGGGUAAGCUUGGUAUCUUGUCUCUCUUGGAUGAAGAGUCUCGUCUGCCGAUGGGCUCCGACGACCAAUUCGUCACGAAGUUGCACAACCAGUACGGCACCGACAAACACAAGUUUUACAAGAAGCCGAGGUUCGGCAAGUCCGCCUUCACCGUGUGCCACUACGCUGUGGACGUCACCUACGAGUCCGAGGGCUUCAUCGAGAAGAACCGUGACACGGUGCCCGACGAGCACAUGGCCGUUCUCCGCGCGACUACGAAUGACUUCCUUCGUCAUGUCCUGGAUGCCGCCUCUGCAGUUCGCGAAAAGGAUUUAGCCUCCGCUUCGUCCAGCUCUGUGAAGCCCGCCGCUGGUAGGAAGAUCGGUGUGGCCGUCAACAGGAAACCGACCCUCGGAGGCAUCUUCCGUUCCUCAUUGAUCGAGCUCAUGAACACCAUCAAUAACACAGAUGUCCAUUACAUCCGGUGCAUCAAGCCCAACGAGGCGAAGGAGUCAUGGAAGUUUGAGGGCCCUAUGGUCUUGAGCCAGCUGCGAGCUUGCGGUGUGCUCGAAACCGUUCGUAUAAGUUGCGCCGGCUACCCUACUCGUUGGACGUAUGAAGAAUUUGCCCUGCGCUACUACAUGCUCGUUCACUCCGACCAGUGGACGGCCGAGAUCCGGGAUAUGGCCAACGCCAUCCUCUCAAAAGCGCUGGGCAGCAGCUCCGGUAAGGGUACGGACAAGUACCAGCUCGGUCUUACCAAGAUCUUCUUCCGUGCUGGUAUGCUUGCCUUUCUCGAGAAUCUGCGCACCAGUCGUCUGAAUGACUGCGCGAUUCUCAUCCAAAAGAAUCUCCGCGCCAAAUUCUACCGCAACCGUUACGUCGAGGCUCGCAACGCCAUCGUAACAUUUCAGUCCGCAGUCCGAGCAUACAUCGCCCGGAAGCAGGCCCAGGAACUCCGCACUGUCAAAGCCGCAACAACAAUUCAGCGGGUUUGGCGUGGCCAAAGGCAAAGAAAAGAGUACCUACGCGUCAGGAACAAUGUCGUCUUGGCGCAAGCGGCGGCCAAAGGUUACCUUCGAAGAAAAGAAAUCAUGGAGACCCGCGUAGGCAACGCUGCGAUCCUCAUCCAGCGUGUCUGGCGAUCUCGUCGCCAGGUACUCGCCUGGAGGCAAUACAGAAAGAAGGUCACCCUUAUCCAAAGCUUGUGGCGUGGAAGAAUGGCUCGACGCGAUUACAAGAAGGUCCGGGAGGAGGCUCGCGACCUGAAGCAGAUUUCUUACAAGCUGGAAAACAAGGUCGUCGAGCUGACCCAAUCUCUGGGCUCUAUGAAGACUCAGAACAAGAACUUGGUGUCUCAGGUGGAGAAUUACGAAGGCCAGAUCAAGGCGUGGAAGAACCGUCACAACGCACUCGAGGCCCGUACGAAGGAACUUCAGACUGAGGCCAACCAAGGCAGCAUUGCGGUUGCGAGGCUGCAGGCCAUGGAGGACGAGAUGAAGAAGCUUCAGCAAAGCUUCGAGGAGUCAACUUCCAACAUCAAGAGGAUGCAAGAAGAAGAGCGCGAGCUUAGGGAAUCUUUGCGAUCGACAAGUACGGAGCUAGAGACUGUGCGUCAGCAAAGCGCCCAGAUCGAGAGCGAGAAGCUGUCAUUGCGCCAGCAGCUCGCCGAGCUUCAGGAUCAGUUGGAGUUGGCGAGAAGACUCGCGCCUGCCAACGGCGAGCUCACCAACGGCGCCGCCCAGGCCGCACAAACCUCAACCGCCAGCGGGCUCAUCAAUCUCGUGUCGUCCAAGAAACCGAAGCGCCGCAGCGCGGGUGCCGAGCCGCGCGAGGUGGACCGCUUCAGCGCCGCGUACAACCCCCGCCCGGUGUCUAUGGCCGUCACCAGCACUGCCUUCAAACAAAACCUGCAAGCAGCCGGUAGCUUCACGCCCAACGUGGACAACAUCGAGCUCGAGCUGGAGACACUUCUGGCCGACGAGGACGGCCUGAACGAAGAGGUCACGAUGGGUCUGAUCCGCAACCUCAAGAUUCCAUCCCCCAACACGAACCCCCCUCCUUCCGAUAAGGAGGUUUUGUUCCCUUCUUACUUGAUCAAUUUGGUUACCUCAGAGAUGUGGAAUAACGGCUUCGUCAAGGAAUCCGAGCGUUUCCUGGCCAACGUGAUGCAAUCGAUCCAACAGGAGGUCAUGCAACACGAUGGCGACGAGGCCAUCAACCCCGGCGCCUUCUGGCUUUCUAACGUUCACGAGAUGCUCUCUUUCGUGUUCCUCGCUGAGGACUGGUACGAGGCUCAGAAGACGGACAAUUACGAGUACGACCGUCUGCUGGAGAUUGUCAAGCACGAUCUGGAGAGCUUGGAGUUCAACAUCUACCACACCUGGAUGAAGGUUCUGAAGAAGAAGCUUCAUAAGAUGAUCAUUCCUGCCAUCAUUGAGUCCCAGUCUCUUCCUGGAUUCGUUACAAACGAGAGCAGCCGCUUUCUCGGAAAGCUCUUGCAAUCCAACUCCACGCCCGCGUACAGCAUGGACAAUCUGCUCAGCUUGCUGAACAGUGUGUUCCGCGCCAUGAAGGCUUACUACUUGGAGGACUCAAUCAUCACCCAAACAAUCACCGAGUUGCUGCGCCUUGUCGGCGUAACCGCCUUCAAUGAUCUCCUCAUGAGACGCAACUUUCUUUCCUGGAAGCGCGGUCUCCAAAUCAACUACAACAUUACCCGGAUCGAGGAAUGGUGCAAGAGUCACGACAUGCCUGAAGGCACCCUGCAGCUGGAGCACUUGAUGCAAGCGACGAAGCUCCUGCAGCUGAAGAAAGCCACGCUGAAUGACAUUGAGAUUAUUCAGGACAUCUGCUGGAUGCUGUCUCCCAACCAGAUCCAGAAGCUCUUGAACCAGUACCUAGUUGCGGAUUAUGAACAGCCCAUCAACGGCGAGAUCAUGAAGGCCGUUGCAUCUCGUGUAACAGAGAAGAGCGACGUCUUGUUGCUCCAGGCUGUCGACAUGGACGACAGUGGCCCAUACGAGAUUGCUGAGCCGAGAGUCAUCACCGCUCUGGAGACUUACACUCCUUCAUGGCUUCAAACACCGCGACUAAAGCGCCUCGCCGAGAUCGUUUCAGCACAGGCCAUCGCUCAGCAGGAAAAGCUGGAGUACGAUCCUGAGGAUGGCUUCGAGCCCAAUGGCGAUCUUGCCGAAGUUGACGAAAGCGAGGAGGUAGCUGCGUAG